UCCCGGGGGAAGGUUUCCCGAGACCGCUCCCUUCCUCACCCCGCCUCCCGCGGCCCCGGCGCUAGCCUCCGCCUGCGGAGCCCCACUAUGCCAGACAGUUUCGACACUUCGCAAAGACAAAGAGCCCUCACCCAGAGGGAGACCGGCGAGGAGGGAGAAGCGGAGAGAGGGGAGUCGGAGGCGAUGUGAGCCGCGCGUGGGAUUCCACCUUCCUUGGCUGGAAAUGCCAGUGGCAGGCAGUUAACACUCCGAGCAGAAGUGUUAGUCCUUAGUUGCUGAGCAGAAGGACUAUUCUACCUGUGCCUAGGGAGAGAUGGCCUCUUGGCCUUCUGAGAUAGAGAAACUGAGGCUCAGAGAGAUUAAGGAUCUCCACUGAGGUCACAUAGCAGAUGACAGCCUCAGUGCCCUCAUCUAGAGGCACUUAACUGCCACCUCCCUGGCGACAGCAUGGAAGAGUCAAGCAUCUAAUUAAGGUUCAUCACACACCAUACUUUCCAGAGCAGGGGGUCACCAAGGUGUCCCUCAUCUCCCAAAGGUCCCUGGAUUGAAUAGGACAGGAAAUCUCUGUUAUUAUGUUUAAUUAGGAGUAGGACUAGAGACCUCAGUGUCCCUUCCAGAAUUGCAGAAGAAGCAGGCUAAAGGACAAGCCCAACACACCACGGAUGGCUGCUUCUCUAUGGGAACGACGUUGGCCUAAGCUGCCCUUGAGACCUUGCUGGGGACCCGCUGUCCUCUCCCACUGAGCUCUGGCCUCUAGGCUUUCCUUUGUGUCUUUGCUCAGAGAGGUGGGGCCACCCCUCAUCACUCCCCAGCAGGAAGCAAAAAUGAUGACCACACAGAAGAAGGUGCUCAAAGUGCUCACCUUCCUGGUGCUCCUCAUCUUCCUCACCUCCUUUGUCCUGAACUUCGCACACACCACAGUGCCCGCAGCCUGGUUCCCCAAGCAGAUGGUCCUGGAGCUGUCUCAGAACCUCAGGAAGCUGAUCAAGCCCCCACCCUGCACCUGCACACACUGCAUCAGCCAGCGCAAAGUCUCAGCUUGGUUCGACAAGCGCUUCAACCAGACUGUGCAGCCUCUGCUGACGGCCCACAAUGCAGUCUUGGAGGAGGACACCUACCAGUGGUGGCUGAGGCUGCAGAGGGAGAAGAAGCCCAGCAACCUGAGCGACACCAUCAGGGAGCUGUUCAGCGUGGUGCCCGGGAACGUGGACCCCGUGCUGGAGAAGAAAUCUGGGAGUUGCCGGCGCUGUGCUGUCGUGGGCAACUCAGGCAACCUGCGGGAGUCCUCCUAUGGGCCUGAGAUAGACAGCCAUGACUUCGUGCUCAGGAUGAACAGGGCGCCCACAGUGGGGUUCGAGGCUGACGUGGGGAGCAAAACCACGCAUCAUCUGGUGUAUCCCGAGAGCUUCCGGGAGCUGGGGGAGGAUGUCAGCAUGAUCCUGGUGCCCUUUAAGACCAUCGACUUGCAGUGGGUGGUCAGUGCCACCACCACCGGCACCAUCUCCCACACCUAUGUCCCGGUCCCCAAGAAGAUCAAAGUGAAACAGGACAAGAUCCUGAUCUACCACCCAGCCUUCAUCAAAUAUGUCUUCGACAACUGGCUGCAGGGUCAUGGGCGGUACCCAUCCACUGGCAUUCUCUCGGUCAUCCUCUCCCUGCACGUCUGUGACGAGGUAGACUUGUACGGCUUCGGAGCAGACAGCAAGGGCAACUGGCACCACUACUGGGAAAACAACCCUUCGGCGGGAGCAUUCCGCAAGACAGGGGUGCAUGAUGGAGACUUCGAAUCCAACGUGACGGCCACAUUGGCAGCCAUUAACAAAAUCCGGAUCUUCACGGGGAGAUGAUGCUCCAGCAGUCAAGGACAGACCCACUGCGUCGCACCUGCCACUUUCAGCCCCAGCACCUCGCCAGAGCCACUGCCUUCAGGGAGCUUCCAGAGCCAGCCUUGGGGCCGUGCCCAGCUGCUGCUCACAGCUCCCUGCCCUCCCACCUCAGGCAGCAUGGGCUCAGCAAAGUCACUGCACUCUGCCAGGGUCACAUGGCGUGUCCUAGAACCUGUCUGGGGCUGAAGAGCUCGCCAUACUGCUGCCCCGGUGCUGGAGUUGGGGAAGAUGCUGGGAAAGGUAGUUAUUUUGGCUUAGAGGGCUUAUUUUAAAAACUCCUGUAGUCUAUGCAGACAGACAAGUUCCCAGGAGAGAUGGACAGGGGCCAGCUGCCCCUGCAGGGUCCAACACUGACUCUGAAACUCCCAUGCUCGCUGGGAUGUCUGUUAGUGGCAGUUACCUCCAGGAGGGAGCCAUGCUGGGCUGCACGGCCACGGGGGCAGACGCUCCUGCCUGUGUCUAGGAAGCCUGGCCUCUCUCGAUGUCACAGUGUGACAACCCGCCAUCCCUUUCUUCCUGAAGCUUACUGAUGAUGACCCAGUGAGCCAGCUGACCCCAGGGGUCUUCAUAGGAAUGUGUUUCCAGCAGGAGCAGUCGCCUCCUCCACCUAUGGGAGUUCUCUUUCCUCAUCAGUCUCUGUGGUUCUGAUUUGUGCUGAGAGCAGACUUGACUACUUCACGUGCCUUUGUGCUCGGGGGAGAAGAACACACACUGGCUGAAAUGAGGCAGAAGCCCUGGCUCCAGGAAGGGAGCACCUGCUGCACGGCUGAAGCCUCUUGUCCGUUUCCUGAGCCAGCUCCUGAAUUGGAACAAGGCUCCGAUGACACCUGGGGGUACACUGGCUGUGGCGUCUGGCAUAUUUCCCUGGAGGACUAGGUUGAGCGCCUGUGACCUUCCUCGGCUACACAGGUCCCCCAGCCAGCAUUCCCUGAGUGCCUGAGCUCUGGGCUACCUCCAUGGAGUCCUGGGGUCAGGGUGGGGGCUUCCAAGGCGUGCUGACCAGCACAGACCUCAACGACUCACUCUCAGUCUUUCUCCUCCUCCUCUAAUUAUUUAUUGAUUUUUUAAUCCAACUGACACGUGUGUGCUCCGGCUGUGCCACCACCCCUGGUGUUUCUAUCACAUUUCUGUUUCUUCUCCUGCAUCUGGGAGUGGGGAGUUUCAAGGAGGGUUUCUCUAAAUUCUUGUACUUGGCAUAUAGGACAUCAAGGCUGGACGUGGCCAGGACGGGCUUCAGGGCUAUGGGCUGGUCCCGGCCACCUCCUCUCUGGCACUGCCUUCCUCCCUCUGCCUCCUGGCUUAGUUCCUUCUCAAACUUGGGGUCUCCCACUCAUGCCAUGUGUCUGGCCAGGAGAGAAGAGCAGCAGGAACAGGGACAGUGCCUGUUGGCUGUAAUCACUGACACUCAAUUAGCAAAACCACUUCCUGUGGAGAACAUUUCCCAAAGGCAGAUGUUGGGCAAGGAGUGGGACAAUUUCUGGAUAGAGAAGAUUGGGUCCCUCUCUGAGUCAGAUCCUCUGCAGACCAGAAAAGAGAGAGGCCAGGGGCUCAGGGGCCUUGGUCAAAGGACCACACAGUGCUUCAGAUCAUCUACAGAAGCUCCUGGGAAGUGCGUGCCAUGUUUGGUUUUUCCCUUGCAGCUGUGCAGAUGAGCAUUUUCCUGUAGCUUCUCAGAGAUUGAGAAUAUCCAGGAGGGGUAUUUUUGUUUGUUUCUUGUUGUUUGUUUAGAAUACAGAACCUGGGUUUUAAGAACCUUCCCAGACUUAGGGUCUUGCCUGACAAAGGCUGGGAAAUUCUGAGGUCCUCAUUCUGAGUGUGCACCCUGGAAUGCUGUGAGUCACAGUCACCGUGACUGAGUCACGAGGAAUGUGUGUCACUUGUCAGAGCCAUCAUGGGGAAGAACUUAAGACAAGCGGGCAUGGGCACAGCAAGCAGUGCAGACUCUGCGUGGCCCCUCACCUGCUUGCCGAGUCUGUUUAAUGGAGCACAGCUUCCAGUGGAGCUGUCGGCUUCCUGGAGCUGCUGAGUAAGAAAAGGUCCCAAGAGUACAGCUGUGCCUGUGUCAGCUGGAAGCUGCUGGGGUCACAUGUUUGGUCGCCAUCUGCCUCUCCGCUAUGAGAGGAUGGUCAUGCUGUGAGCCCCACUCCCGCAGUCCCCCAGCCAGCUCUGCAGCUCACAGAGGAGAUGAGCAAGGCCCAAAGAAGGGAUGUGGCUUGCAAAAGUGACCCUGUGGUGACAAGUUAAAGAAAAUAAGAGCGAAACUAGGACAGUGAUAGCUCCACAUUUAAAAUGGAUACAGUGGGGCUUUCCUGGCAAGAGCCCGCCCACCCUCUCACCCUCGCCCUGCCUCGGCUGUAUCUCUGUCCUAGGGCCACCCUAGUGGCCCUCGUGCCAUGUACCUCCCGCCAGAGGAGACUACGGAUGACAUUUUUCUUUCCCAUGUCCCUGCAGACAUCUACUGAGCCAGGCGCACUUAACCAAACAGAGCAGUUUCUGGCUGUGGCCUACAUUAAAUGCACCAUUGGGUUAGGCCUGGGGUGAUAGUGGCAGCGAAUCAGGGUGUGCUGGAGGCGGGACAGUGCCUUGCUGGAAGACCUACCCUGCGCUUCAGACUGAGCAGAGGGGACCUGUCUCCAGAGCUGGCCGUGAGGGCUCAGGCCUGGGGCGCUGAGGGCCCUAGGAGAUCUCAGCAGUGUCCAGUGGUGAGCCAGCAGGCAGGGUUUCUAGAGCCAGCAUCACAGACCCCUCCCUGCCUGGUCCUCACCCACUGUUAGGACUGAAAGCAGGGCAUGUUGGUAACAUUUGGCUCCCAGAGGAUCCAAGGCGGAGAAUAAAAUUCUUAAAUGGGUGCAUUUCAAGUCUGGCAUUAUCAGAUGUGAUCCAACCAACUGUGUGUAAAAUUCUUAAAUGGGUGCAUUUCAAGUCUGGCAUUAUCAGAUGUGAUCCAACCAACUGUGUGGGCUGAACUCAGCUGGGGAAUUGUCAGAUUCCGGAAGAAGAGGACGAAAAACAAUGAAGCCAGAAGAGAGACCAGUGAGGAUGGCGAAGACCUGGUAGCUAUUUCAGGCACAGGCCAGACUAAGGGGCCCGAGUGCAAUCCCAAUCUCAGCUGUGGCCAGCAGGGUGCCCUAAGGGCCAAUUCUACCUCUGUGAGAAUCGUGACUAGCAUCUGUGUCAAAGGUGGAGAGAACCACAGAGAACAUUCAGGACUUCAAUGCCUGCUUUGCCCUUUCGUUUCAAGGGAGCCUGAAAACCAGCAACGUGGAAAAGGGAACGCUCUUCCCCUUACCUGCUACUGGUGGGAAAUGCUUUCUCCUGGGAAGCCUGACCCAGAGUGGCUACUGCCUGGGCCAACAGGCUGCACCAGCUGGGUAACCCCAGAAACCAGAAACUAUCCUCACCCCUCCAGAGAGCUCAGGGACACUACCGUGUCCAUUGUGGACACUCGGUUUGCAGCAAGCAUGGCUGCAUAGUACAGCCUGCUGCUCCUCCUCCUCCUUGUGGUCUGCGUGGCAGGUUCUGAGAGAAUGAGACUCCUCUGCUUUUCUUGUUGGUCAGGAGCACUCUGGGCUGCUACCUGACACCUGCACUGUGCAAAAGAAAGCAGGAUUUGGAGGACAUGCGAGGGACCUGUCAGGCAGGCAAAAUCUGCAGCAGGUCAGUGGGGAAUCAGGAACCUGAAACUCACGGGCAGGGUCCUGAAACUCACUGGCAGUGAGUCCUCCGACAGUGUCCUCCUUUCCUCCAGCCCCCCAGUCUGGCCGCUCGCGUUUACCUUGGUGCCUCAGCUCCCCUGCCUGCCAGGCCUCUGGCCCGGGGGUGCAGCUUUGCCCCAGCCUGCUCAGGAGCCCCAGCCCUCCCUCCGCACAGUCGCUUCAGUCCUUCACCAGGUCCCCUUCAAAGCCAAAGUUUCUUGAGCACUUUUUCUUCUCUGCAACCUUUGUCGCUUAGUGGUUGGUGAUCUGAAGUCUGCUUCCUCCUCCCCUGUGCCCCCUUCCAAGUUUAUUUCCCAGCUGAGCGUUGAUCGAUCUGGGUGGAUUUCGAGUGACAUUAGUGAGUCUGCUUCUCUUAGCCUCUGCUCUGUUUUAUUUAUUGUUGAGUGUUUCCAAUGAUCCGAAUCAAAGUGAAUAAAAGAGAAUUAUUUUAUCGUUA
Molecule: messenger RNA, 6038 nt
Organism: Cavia porcellus (domestic guinea pig)
Lineage: Eukaryota; Metazoa; Chordata; Mammalia; Rodentia; Caviidae
Gene: St3gal1
Product: ST3 beta-galactoside alpha-2,3-sialyltransferase 1
Exons: 9
Coding region: 825-1847 (340 amino acids)
Biological process (GO): sialylation
Cellular component (GO): membrane
Molecular function (GO): beta-galactoside (CMP) alpha-2,3-sialyltransferase activity
Source: RefSeq, a predicted model, not a curated record